Molecule: messenger RNA, 366 nt
Organism: Drosophila grimshawi
Lineage: Eukaryota; Metazoa; Arthropoda; Insecta; Diptera; Drosophilidae
Gene: RpL38
Product: 60S ribosomal protein L38
Exons: 2
Coding region: 68-280 (70 amino acids)
Biological process (GO): protein-RNA complex assembly; translation
Cellular component (GO): cytosolic large ribosomal subunit; ribosome
Molecular function (GO): structural constituent of ribosome
Source: RefSeq, a predicted model, not a curated record
CCUUUUUAAUAUUGGUCUGUAAAAUACGUGUUGUAUUUUUCUUGGUUUUGUAAAUAAGAAAUACAACAUGCCACGUGAAAUCAAGGAAGUGAAGGAUUUUCUGAACAAAGCUCGGCGCACCGAUGCUCGUGCUGUCAAAAUAAAGAAGAACCCAACGAAUACCAAGUUCAAGAUCCGUUGCUCACGUUUCCUCUACACGCUUGUGGUCCAAGACAAGGAGAAGGCCGACAAAAUCAAGCAGUCCCUGCCACCAGGUCUGCAGGUGAAGGAAGUCAAGUAGACGCGUCUUAACCUAUCUUCUUCGGGCAUUAUCUUUAAAAAUAUGUUCUGUAUGGAAUAAAACACAUGGACAAGAUGUAAAAUAUA